AGAUCAGAUCAGUCCGUCACACUCUCCAUCUCUGCUGUUUGAUAUCCAGACACACUAAUCCCAUGGUUGAAACCAGCUGUUGACUCUUCAUCUUUUCUCGUCUCACCUACCGUUCCUCUUUAAUCUGAUAAGAUUUCUGCAAGCACACCAGUAUGGGAGAUUGGGGAUUUCUGUCCAAACUGCUGGACAAAGCCCAGGCUCAGUCCACAGUUAUUGGGAAGAUUUGGAUGACUGUACUUUUUGUCUUCAGAAUCAUGGUGUUAGGAGCUGGAGCUGAGAAAGUGUGGAGUGAUGAACAGUCUAGCAUGAUCUGCAACACCAAACAACCUGGCUGCAAAAACGUGUGCUACGAUCACAAAUUCCCCAUUUCGCACAUCCGCUUCUGGGUGCUUCAGAUCCUCUUUGUGGCAACCCCAACUCUGGUCUACCUGGGCCAUGUUAUGCACAUAAUGCACAAAGAGAAAAAACUGAGAAAACACACUGAGAUGCAUGGACACAAACUGCCCAAGUACACUGAUGAGACUGGUAAAGUUCACAUCAAAGGGUCACUUCUAGGUAGUUACUUAACCAGUCUUGUCUUUAAGAUCUUCCUUGAAGCAGGUUUUAUCGUUGGCCAGUACUAUUUGUAUGGUUUUGUGAUGGAACCAAGAAUUGUAUGCACCCGUGACCCCUGUCCUCACACUGUAGAGUGUUUCAUGUCUCGACCCACAGAGAAAAGUAUCUUCAUUAUUUUCAUGCUUGUUGUGUCAUGUGUUUCUCUGAUGCUCAAUGUGAUGGAGAUCUUCUACCUGCUGUGUCGCCGAUCCAGGAGACGGCAGAUUGGUUCAACACAGCCAGGUAUCAGUGAGUAUACAAGCUCUGCUCUACAUUACAACAAAGCCUGACAUACUCACUGCACACAACACUAUUAUCACCAAACAAGACCGUUUAACUUUGUCUGAGGAGAAAUCUCUGAAAUGCAGAUAAUUCAAACUGUGUGAAACCAAGAUUUUCUUUUAGACUAAGGUAGACGUUACUUUCUAUGCAACAUGCAUGAUUUCUUUUUUUCACCACGUGAGGUUUUUUAAGUGCUAUAAAAAAAAAAAACACCAUCCGUAUAAGACAAUAUUCCUUCAUCUCUGUUGUCAGAACCUAUUUGGCUUCUGUUUCUGCUCUAAUCUAGCACUUACUCAUUUAUCAUGUCCAAUAAUCACAGAACCCUGUCUAAGCCCAUGGGGGCAACAUGACUGUUGUUACAGUGGAGAACAGUACAGGAAGAGGGUAGGGAUGAGAGCUGGUUAUGGUGCACCAUACAAAGCCUAGCCAGGCACUUCACUGUUCCUGUUUGUCAUUAGUAUAGUGUUAUAUUGGCAUAAAGGCAACUUCUGGCACUCAUCAGCCAUUUUCUCACAGUGCACAGGUAGUUCCUGUAUCUCUCACUCACUCACUCACUCACUCAUUAUCUAAGCCGCUUAUCCUAAUCAGGGUCGCCGGGGGUGCUGGA
Messenger RNA from Chanos chanos (milkfish), 1483 nucleotides. RefSeq names its product gap junction protein, alpha 12.1 (gene gja12.1). Gene Ontology annotation, biological process: cell-cell signaling. Gene Ontology annotation, molecular function: gap junction channel activity. The record is from RefSeq and is a predicted model, not a curated record. Gene Ontology annotation, cellular component: connexin complex. The transcript is spliced from 3 exons. Lineage: Eukaryota; Metazoa; Chordata; Actinopteri; Gonorynchiformes; Chanidae. Bases 153 to 884 code for a protein of 243 amino acids.